Chlamydomonas reinhardtii is the source of this 1344-nucleotide messenger RNA. RefSeq lists its product as uncharacterized. The coding region runs from base 301 to 549 and encodes 82 amino acids. The transcript has 2 exons. Lineage: Eukaryota; Viridiplantae; Chlorophyta; Chlorophyceae; Chlamydomonadales; Chlamydomonadaceae. The record is from RefSeq and is a predicted model, not a curated record.
CGUAGCACUUAGUUGCUAACAAGUGCCAUCGGUAACACAACUUUCAUAAGGCGGGGCAAACCCAGAUAUCCAGGUUUUCAUAAGACUUUUCUUGGGCAAAACCAGGAGAUGCGUGCUCAAUUCGCACGGCCUUUGGGCCUGGCACAUAGAAGCACAGUAGUUAAGCCACCUUCCGGGUUCUGUAGACCCCUGGCGCUGCCGGUCGCUCGGCGGCGACCUGCAUUCGUGGUUUGCUCUGUGUCGCCCGACACGGAGGAGCAGCGAUCGCCACUGGACGCGCCUCAGGAAUGGGAGGCUCCCAUGCCCAGCAAGCGGCCAGACAUCUUCCCGGAGUUUGAGAAGCCGCAGCGCGUGUUCCUGCCGAAGCCGCUGCCCGGCGACCCGGAGAUGCCCGACGAGGAGCUGGAGGAGUCAGCCAAGCGCACGACGCCUGGUGACCCGGACCCGGAGCAGAAGCCGGGUGAGCCUCCGGAGGAGCCUGAAGCGCCCGCGGAGCCUGGCGCUCCGGAGCCGGAGCGGAAGACGGACAUUCCCACGGUGCCCGAGUAAGUGGCGCGCCGCCUGUACAGUGGCAGCUUCGGCGGGCGGCGCGGACGGUGCGUAUUACGCAGGCGCCCAGGCGCUGCGCUAAUCGCCGCUUGUAGGCGUGAGCUGUGUGGAUGGAAAGUCAGGAAGUAUUGAGAGACGUGGAUGGUCGAGCAUGCAACAGACUACGGGACAACGUGCCUGAGGGUUUCCCGUGAUUAGAUUGUUAAUGGUGCAUGCGGGUAGACACGUCCCAAAGAGGCCACGCUCUGCUGAGCUAGUGCAUGGUGUGCUGCUGGAUGGCGGGAACCAAUUCGGGCUGUGCGUAUUGUGCCUACGUAGAUCGGAGUUGGGAGAUUCUUGAAAUGCUGGGCCGGCCACACGCUAUUGCAAAAUGCUCUUACGCCAUGGCGGCUGGACGCUCUCCUGUUGCCAUGCUGAUUACGACACAGCCGGCUGAGUUGACGUAGUUACCUCCCAUGGUCCCAUGCAUGAGGCACAACAAGCUUGGCGACAAGUGUAUGGGAUCCUGGAGAGUCUGAGGCAACGUGCCCAAUAGAUCAUUGUGUGUCCGGACUCUGAAUGUCCGAAGAGCAGAGGAGACGGAUGAAUUGUGGCUGCAGAGGGCAGUUGCUAGCUGGAGGUCAAUGAUACUUGUAGACCGUAAUGCGAUGCUGCCUAGGCUGUCUUCGAGUGGUGGAACGCGUGGGGUCUGUUCAAGUGCGAUGCUGAAGUGCUAGGUUGGGGCCAGAAUGAAGGUUUGCAGCACGGCCGAGGCAGCGCAUAGCCCUGCGGUCCAGGCUGUAAGUGUGUUCUUAC